This is a messenger RNA of Aspergillus ochraceoroseus IBT 24754, 1128 nucleotides long. Its product is annotated as glycoside hydrolase family 128 protein. Gene Ontology annotation, cellular component: fungal-type cell wall. The coding region runs from base 224 to 1051 and encodes 275 amino acids. Gene Ontology annotation, biological process: fungal-type cell wall polysaccharide metabolic process. The record is from RefSeq and is a predicted model, not a curated record. The transcript has a single exon. NCBI's taxonomy places the organism in Eukaryota, Fungi, Ascomycota, Eurotiomycetes, Eurotiales, Aspergillaceae.
CCUCGCCUCCUCCCUCUGGCUUUCCGUCUAUCCUCCUUCCUUCGAAUUCAUUUGUCUUCAUUGUCCUGUGCCGUGCACGGUCAAUAUCCAUUCCUUACCCUUGUACACUCCUUCAUCCCAUAUCUUCUAGACCACCCAUCGAUCCUUGAGAACCGGGUUUCUCGGAUCAUCCAAUCUUAUCCUUCAAUCUUAUCCCUCAAAUCACAAACCAAAGACAUCAACAAUGGUCUCCUUCAAAAUCCUCUCUGCGGCCCUGCUGGCUUCCACUGCCAUGGCCCUCCCCCACGCCAACUCUCACUCUCACAUGCACCAACAACACCAAUCUCUCGAAAAGCGCUCCUCCAGCAAGCGUGGCGCCGCCUACAAUGACGCCGCGCUGGUCUCCUCUCUCUCCGCCAGCGGUGCCGUCUCCUGGGCCUACGACUGGAACAUGUUCAACAUGGGCACCCUCCCCUCGGGCGUCGAGUACGUGCCCAUGCUCUGGGGCGCCAAAAUGUUCACGGGCUGGGUGGCCGCCAUCGAGACCGCACUCGCCAGUGGCUCCGCCUACAUCCUGGGCUUCAACGAACCCGAUCUGGCCUCGCAGGCCGCCAUGGGCUCCGCCGAAGCCGCCUCCUACUAUCGCCAGUACAUCACCCCUUACAGCGGACAGGCGAAGCUGGUGUCGCCCGCCGUGACUUCCAGCACGGGCACCGACGUGGGCCUGGACUGGAUGAACAACUUCCUGACCGACUGCGCCGACUGCGGCAUCUCCGCCAUGGCCGUGCACUGGUACGGCGAAACCGCCGACCAGUUCAAGAGCUUCGUCACCCAGGCCCUGCAGCUGGCGUCGCAGCAUGGCCUGGAGGAAACCUGGGUGACUGAGUUCGCCCUCAGCAGUGAUCUCUCGGGCUCGGGGGCCACGAGCGCCUCGUCGGAGUUUUUGAAUGAAGUGCUCCCCUGGAUGGAUGCCCAGAGCGGCAUCACUCGCUACGCGGCGUUUAUGUGUGCGGAAGGCUACCUGUUGAGUGGGAAUCAGUUGAGUGUUAGUGGCCAGGCGUAUACAUCCUAGGUGUUUUUUUUUUUCAUUUCAUAUAUCUUUUCCUUUAUAUAUAUAUAUAUAUAUAUCUCUCUGUCUCUUGUCUUUUG